Vitis vinifera (wine grape) is the source of this 6271-nucleotide messenger RNA. Its product is annotated as pentatricopeptide repeat-containing protein ELI1, chloroplastic. The transcript has 2 exons. Gene Ontology annotation, biological process: RNA modification. Gene Ontology annotation, molecular function: RNA binding; protein binding; zinc ion binding. The coding region runs from base 110 to 2125 and encodes 671 amino acids. The record is from RefSeq and is a predicted model, not a curated record. NCBI's taxonomy places the organism in Eukaryota, Viridiplantae, Streptophyta, Magnoliopsida, Vitales, Vitaceae.
CUGACAUUAAGAAAAUCUUAUGAAGCAUUGUGGAGUUGGCGAAAAACUCGUCUCUACCACCGAAUGUUAACGCAUUUUCUCUGCCAAAGUCCUUCAAAAUCCUCAGUCAAUGCAACAUGGACUUCGCAGACCAGUCUCAGCAACAAUCCCACCACUCAAAUCUCUCCUCUCUCACCCAAUUCCUCCGCCACCAGCACCUCCACCUCCACCUUCACCUGAAUGUACUCCAAAACCCUCCCUAAACCUUCAGUUGCGUAUCCUCCUACAGCCCAUCCUCCAACACUUUCCUCACCCUUCAUCCUAUGCACCCAUUUUCCAGUUCCUUACUCGCCACAACUUCAUCAAACUAGGCCAGCAAGCCCACGCCCAAAUUGUCCUCCAUGGCCUCCAACCCAAUGCAUUCCUCGCCGCCAAAAUGGUGGCAAUGUAUGCCAGCUCCGGGGAUCUUGAUUCCGCUGUGGUCGUUUUUGAUAGGAUUGAUAACCCAUCUUCUUUGUUGUAUAAUUCGAUUAUUCGGGCUUAUACUCGACAUGGGUUUCCUGAAAAAACCCUCGAAGCUUAUGCCCGGAUGCAUUUUCUGGGACUUCUUGGUGAUAAUUUUACGCUCCCGUUUGUUCUCAAGUCGUGUGCGGACUUGUCGCGUGUUUGUAUGGGGAGAUGCGUUCAUGGGCAGGGCUUGAGAGUUGGAUUGGAGGGUGAUUUUUACGUGGGGGCUUCUUUGAUUGAUAUGUAUGUGAAAUGUGGUGUGAUUGGUGAUGCCCGUAAGCUGUUUGAUAAAAUGAUUGUUAGGGAUAUGGCUUCUUGGAAUGCUUUGAUUGCGGGUUAUAUGAAAGAGGGCGAGAUUGGUGUUGCUGAGGAUUUGUUCGAACGGAUGGAGCACCGGAAUAUUGUUUCUUGGACUGCGAUGAUAUCAGGCUACACACAGAAUGGUUUUGCGGAGCAAGCACUGGGUUUGUUUGAUGAGAUGUUGCAAGACGGUUCAGAGAUGAAGCCCAAUUGGGUAACUAUUGUGAGUGUUCUCCCUGCUUGUGCUCAGUCAGCUGCUCUUGAGCGUGGGAGGCGGAUUCAUGAUUUUGCUAAUGGAAUUGGUUUGCAUUUGAAUUCAUCAGUGCAGACUGCACUUGCUGGGAUGUAUGCCAAAUGUUAUAGCCUUGUUGAAGCUCGAUGCUGUUUUGAUAUGAUAGCUCAAAAUGGAAAGAAUUUGAUUGCUUGGAACACUAUGAUAACGGCUUAUGCCUCUCAUGGCUGUGGCGUAGAAGCAGUUUCAAUUUUUGAGAACAUGUUAAGAGCUGGGGUUCAACCUGAUGCUGUAACAUUCAUGGGAUUGUUAUCUGGAUGCAGCCAUUCAGGUCUUAUUGAUGCUGGCUUGAACCACUUCAAUGAUAUGGGUACAAUUCACUCAGUUGAACCAAGAGUUGAGCAUUAUGCAUGUGUCGUAGAUCUUCUGGGCCGUGCUGGGCGAUUGGUGGAAGCAAAGGAGCUGAUUAGUCAAAUGCCAAUGCAAGCAGGACCAAGCGUUUGGGGUGCACUGUUGGCUGCUUGCCGGAGCCACCGAAAUUUGGAGAUAGCAGAGUUGGCAGCUAGAAGGCUCUUUGUUUUAGAACCAGAUAAUAGUGGGAAUUAUGUUCUCCUAUCAAAUUUGUAUGCUGAAGCUGGGAUGUGGGAGGAGGUAAAGAAGUUGAGGGCUCUUUUAAAAUAUCAAGGCAUGAAGAAGAGUCCUGGAUGCAGUUGGAUCGAGAUCAAUGGGAAAUCCCAUUUAUUUAUGGGGGCUGAUAAAUCUCACCCACAGGCUAAGGAAAUUUACAAAUUUUUGGAAGCCCUGCCUGAAAAGAUUAAGAUGGCUGGGUACAUACCAGAUACUAGCUUUGUGUUGCAUGAUAUUAGUGAAGAAGAAAAAGAAUAUAACCUUACAACCCACAGUGAGAAGCUGGCAAUUGCUUUUGGGCUUCUUAACACCAGGCCUGGAGUAGUUCUCCGAGUAACAAAAAACCUUCGAAUAUGUGGAGACUGCCAUGCGGCUACUAAGUUCAUAUCAAAAAUCUAUGAGCGGGAGAUAAUUGUGAGAGAUUUGAAUCGGUUCCAUUGCUUCAAAGAUGGUUCUUGUUCUUGUGGAGAUUAUUGGUGACCAUGCAAGGAGGACACUAAGUUUUGAAGUUGUGUCAAUUAAGAUGACAUCAGCACGGGUAUCUUAGCUCCAUUUUGUGUAUUGGGUGAAAUAUUGGAGUUAUCUGAAGGGAUUUGUGGUCAUCCUACACUAGCUUCGACCGUCAUUUCAAAUUUUGACCUCAAUAUUGAACUCUGUUUACUUAGACAGCUGGAAUUAGUUCGUGGAAGUUUAUGAAAUGUAUAAAACCCAAAGCCUCAAAUACAGACUGGGAGUUUGUUUUACAAACAGUUCGGUUUGAGAAGAUUUUCACCUUGAUACAGCAACCAACAUCCAUCAUGAUCCCAGAAAACUGGGGCAAAGUGCAGAGUCAAUCCUUUUAUCUGGAUUCACAUUUGUAAGUAUCCCUGUUACCAUGGUUGUUGGGCACUUUCACCUGCAAAAAUUUCUAAGUAUUUUGCUUGGAUUAUGGUUUUGUCUCCAGCUAACAUUGAGAGGAUCAAAGCUUGAAUUCGGAAUAAUUCUAUUUUGGUAGGGGCUAUCUUAAAUCCCCAUUGUACCACAUUUCAAUCUUCUGUCAAUACAGAGCUUUUCUUCUACUUCUCUUAUUUGUCUUUUGUGUCCUUUACUUAUAUGUUUCAAAUGUCUCAACACCUCAUCGUGCCACCUUUCAAACUUCCUGUGAAUAUAGAGCUGUUUUUCUUAUUUUUUUCUGUUUCCUCUUCUUAUUUGCUGUAGAUGCAUUUCUGUUGCAGGCAUAAUUUAUCCCAUUAAUCAUUAUCAACACAGGCUACUUAUACUUGUGAUUUGACUUUUACUAGAGGCACAGUUUGAAUGCAUGUUUUAGUGUUAAGUUAAAAUGAUUAUAACUUGUGUGGCAAAGUAAUGGACCUCCAUUUCUUUUCCUAGAAGAUUAGAUGUUUUUUGUACUGACACAUUGUUUAAUAAUUGUCCUAUUCUCUUUUAAUUCUAGGAUAGCACUUCCUAUUUGAAUUUGAUAAAAAUUUUCAGGCAACAGAGAAACAAAUUUGGUUAGCAGUCAAUAUGAACACGUGUCUACUGCACCUAUAAUGGUAUUCAAUUAUAUAUGUAUGUUUGAAUAAAUGGAAACACCAAGAACAAAUUUCUGAACUCGCAUUAUCCUCAGGUUAUGCAAUAGACAUUUGUUUUAUCCCUUGCUUACAAGAAAAUGAGUUCUGGAUUGGUUAUUUGCUAAAUGGUGCAUCAUGUAAUUUAGGAAAUUGAUUUCUAGACCCACAUCAGUACAAAUCACUACCAUUAUCAAUGAAUAUUUCUUUCCCACAUUUAUUCCUUAUCGCUAUCUGAUGCAAAGUAUAAUUAGAAAAAAAAAAAGGUUUAGAAACUUAAAAAAAAUUAUAAAAUCCUAUACAAAAUGAACAAUGAAAAAAAUAUUUAUUGAUAGUUCGAAAUAAUUAUUUUUAAAUCUUAAAGUUUAUAAACAUAUACUUGUUUUGAUUUCAGCUAUUAUGAUUAAGAAAUUGUACUUUUUACAUUUUUUGAAUAUUUUUUUAUCUAUAAAUGUAUAAAAUUUUUAUAUUUUAAUUUAAACAUAGAUGCAAUAAUGGUGUAAAUGUUCUUCAAAGUAUUUUAAAAAAUUGUAAUUUUAAUAUUGUUAAGGCAAAUGUAUUGCCAGCACAUCUAUGCAAAAUUUGACUUGUAGAGAUGGAAAAAACAAGGUUAUUUUUAGUGAGAAUAAAAGACAGCUCUCUUCCAGUACAAGAUAACUAUAAUCGUGUCCUAACCUUAACCUUAAUUUUCUGCUUAUCAUAUAAGGUUCAUUGUAUAUUUAGAGAUAUUGGUGAUUUAUUCUUUGAAACAAAAAUUGAGAGUUAAGUUUGUGGACAUGAAAUGUGCUACUAGCAAACUAGAAAAGUAUGAAAUGAUGGUGAGGAUCAUCUUUGAUAUAGGGUUUGAUUUGAUUAGGAUCAGUGAUUCAACAUACAGGAAACUUGUAGUUCCAAGGUUUAUUUUUUUAUUUUUUUAUGAAUUUUUGUAUGAGUUCAUUUUCCAUCUAAUUUAGUCUUGUUUGUCUCACAUACCUAGCUAUUUCCUUUUAGUGUGCAAGAUUCCAUUCUCAGUGGCAGCAAUGAUUGAGAAAAUGCAAAAGGAUUUUCUUUGGUUAGGGUUUGGGGAGGGAAAGAGAGAUCAUCUUAUUAGCUGGAUCCAAAUGUACAAGCCUAAGGGGAAAGGAGGAUUAGUGUUCAGGAACAUGUCUUUGAGAAAUGCAGCCCUCUAAUUAGGGGAGUGAUUGUGGAGAUUUCUUAGGGAGUGCUACAUUGAUUUGGAUAGUAUGGUGGGAAAGAAAUGCAAGGAUCUUUGAGGACAAGUGGUGGACUUCCAAAACAUUAUGGAAUCUAAUCUAUUUCUAUUCAUCUUUUGGGGCAUCGACUACUACAACUUUUAAAGGCAUUCCUCUCAACUUUAUUCAACUUAAUUGGAUUUCAAUAUGUAGAUCAAAAGGAUUAAAAUAGAAAUAUCGAGAUGUUUGUAAUGUCUUCUGGUUUAUUUUUCUUUUCCUUUGUUUUGACUAGGUUUUGUUUUUAGGGAAGGAUUCUCAUCCUUCUCUUUUUUACUCGGUUAAUGAAAAUAUUUUUGUUUCUAAUAAAACAAAUUGUAAAAUAAAGUUAGAUUAACCCUGGUUCAUAUGAUAGCAUUGAAUUAUGUUCUAUUAUUCGUUGUUCAGAUCCAGUUGUUCCUAUCAGUCUAAUAAAGAAGUCAACAAUUGAGGAGGCACAUCUGGUUUUCUAAGUUAUAUAUGUUAACUAUUUGUUUUUUUUUUGGUAUUUUGUUUAUCAUAUUAUAGAUUCUAUCAUUGAUUUCUUAUUCAGUAAAUUCAUGUUUAACUUGAGCUGGGAGUGUAAAUUUGAGUGCUUUUGAUAUAUUUGAGUGUCAUCAUUGUUAUUCAAAUGAUUGAUUGGUCUACUGCAUCAUUCAUUCUUUGUUUAGAAACUAUUCUAUGAGGAAUCAAGCCUAGAAUAACACCCUUCUCAACCAUCACCACUUCACCCAAGUCUAAGAGGCUGUGCUAGGUGUACUUCCCUAUUCAUGCACAGUGGUGCUAUCAGCAUUUUGCAGUAUAUGGAUCAUUGAGAUAAUCAAUACAUCAGUCCAUUGAAGAAAUAUUAAGCUGAGAUGUCAAAAGUUUGGAUGUCACCCACUUGCAGGGCUAUCAGCAUACCUGAUCAGGCUUUGUGUUACAUGCCACAGUCAGACAGAUUUUGUGGCUGCAUUAAUAACAGGAGAGCAAUUCUAAAACUCUCCAUCACUUCUUUGGUGGUUCAGUUACAAGGAGGCAAAAGUGACCUUUGGGUUUGCGUUAUGCAAGAGCUGGUCUAACCUGGGUCAGUCGCUAAUUGGAGGUCAGGAUCACACAAAUUCUGACUGGUUACCAGAUGAAGGACUCGUUGGGAUUCUUGCUGUGUCUCCCCUACAUACCACUGCAAUAAUGUUCUCAAGCAGCAGUAUAACCUGAUUUAAUACCCAACAGUAUUGAAUUAUGACCCAUGUGUGGAUUUGUCUAUUUCUGUGUAGUUGUUUAGUUCAGCUUAUCUUUUCGGUCCAAAUUUAUUUCAUUUGUUCUACCAGUCUCUUAAACAGGAUUAUAGUUCAUCAGUUAUUGAUUUUAUCAUUUACAACUUGCAGGAUAGAAAUGUUGGAAGAGGUGAUCAAUUAAAGCAGGUUACAGAUUUAUUUAUGAAACUCCACAAAUAUUCUGUUGGCAUGCAGCAGCAAAAGCAGCUAGAAUUGGAGGAGAGGAAGGUCUCAGAGCUGUUACCCAUUCUGUUCUUGCACUGCACUGGCUGUUUUUCACUCCAGCAGUAAAGCAGUGAAGAAUUGAUUCCAGGUUGGAACUCUGAUGGAAUGGCUUGAAUUUUCAGACUGUCUUCAGGGAGUGGCUCAAUUUCUGAAUGCCUCAUGGUGCCACGUUUUAUUCUUUCUGUGAAUAUAGAGCUUGGAUCUUAGAAGACCAUCUCAACACCUCAUGGUGCUACAUCUCAAUCUUUCUAUUAAUACUUAGAUUAUAGAAGACACAUAGCUCUGGUCAAUAGAGUUAGUACCAUAAAGAAGCAAUAUUUGCUAAAGUUGUUGGAUAUGUUAAAUUAUACAGGAGACCUUAAUGCUAAGAGGUUUAUGAUUGGUUAUUUA